Symbiodinium sp. CCMP2592 is the source of this 1992-nucleotide messenger RNA. Lineage: Eukaryota; Dinophyceae; Suessiales; Symbiodiniaceae. The record is from the annotation of a GenBank genome assembly.
AUGGAAACCCCGAAGAAAGCGGCCGGCAAGAAGCUGGCUCAAGAGUGGCAGCUCGCUUCAGGGUCGAAAGUGAAGGUGUCGCGGCCAAAGAGAAGCAACAGCGCGGAAGCGCAGGUGCGCAAGAGUUUAGCUGACAAUUUCAAGACUAUGUCAGCUGUUGAGAUAGAUGGGACAGUGAGGGAAGGGCUCACCCUACGCCAGCGCUUGAUGCGUGAUAAGCAGCAGCAGCUAGAUCAACCUGGUUCCGUGGCAUUUGGAAAGUGCUACUAUCAGACCUUGCGUGACCUUUACGCUGACGGCAGCAAAGUUGAAGUGCUCUUGCGCCCUGACCCUUCCCUUGCAGUCAGGCCGGAGCUAGUGGAAGCUGCCACUGCAGCUUUGAAGCACCCGCCUAACAGGUCCCUGCUUGUCCAGUUCUUGAAGGUCGCAACAGCUUUCAACCAAGCAGAGUUCGUGGGGGUUCUGCGCUGGAUGAUGUCCCUUCAUCCAUCAGCCAGCAAUGACCAGCUGAAGAGUGGCUUGGCCGUCUUGGAGACGGUUUCCCGCUUGAAGCUCCAGGAGAAGUUUCCGCACGAAGCUUCCUUGGUGAAGUCCAAGUGGGACGAGAUCCUGUUGGAGGCCUUCCUGAGCGUCGCCAAAGCAGGUUUCGGACCAGCGCACUGGCUUAACAGUCACAGCGAUGUGUGGCCAUUGGUGCUCCCAGUGUCCCAAACUCGUACUUUGCUGAGUUUGGGGGAAGACGAGUCGUGGAACAGUGUUGCCAAAGAGUUGCGUGCGGUGACACAGUCUUCCAUGCUCGGCAAGCGCCUCUUCACCUUCGCAGCACUGAAAGUCGUUGAGGAGUCCGUGCAGGAUGCAAUCGAAGCCAGCUGUAAAGACUUGCUGGCACUCUCGGCCAUCAGCCCUGACGCCCUACAAAAGGUGAAGACAGCCGGCUUGGAGCAGCUCAAGAGCUUGGUCAGCGUCGACGACCUGCCGGAUCGCAGAGAAGUGACUGUGCAGUAUCGAGGUUGGCCAAUAGUGUUGAAGGUCUCCUGCGUGGCAGAGCAGCUUGACUGGGCUUUGAUGUCUGCUUUGAGGGGAGCCGCGGCGGCAGCGAAGUCCAUCCCUUGGUUGCCCGCAGAAGAAUGGCUAUGCCCAACCGGUGACGGCUCAAAGCAGGCAGCGGUCUCUGACGAGCUCCUGACAAAGCCCAGGGCCGUGCGGGAGCUCAUGUCUGCGCUCGUGAACGCCGGAGAUGAGAAGACUGGCGAGGGCAUGCAGGAGACCUUGAAAGUCCACCGUGACAAGUUUUUGGCUCUGGAUUCCUAUGCAGCCAUCGACCUGGCAUUCAUCAACGGCAUGUGCGGUGAGAGUGGUCGCAAGAAAGUCGAGGAUCUCUACCUCAAGAAGUCUGUGCCUUCUGCCAAGAACCUACUCUCAGUGGACGCCGCUGUCAACAACAGCCGGUCCAUGGUGGAGAGUUCGAUGCUGCAAUGCAUGGGCUCCAGCUGCCAAGGAAGCAUCAGUGCCGCGCACAGCAUGCUGUGUGCUAUCCAGAAAGGUUUGCCAGCGUGCAUCGACCCAGACAGCACAGAUUUUCUCAAGAAAGUUUUCUCCGGCACGCAGUACUUUGCUGUCUACACCGGUGGGAAGCUUGUGUACGAUGACAGCGGGGUGUUGAGCACCGCAGGAUUGACAGAACCUGUCUUGACGGGGCAGGAUGCUGUGCAAGCCCUGUGGAAAGAUGUCGCUGGUAAGAGUGCUAAAGACCUCACUUUGGCCCUUUUGGAACCCUUCGUUACUUUUAGGCGGUUCUUGAAUGAUGAACAGCGGAAAGACGCUGACAAAAUCUUGCAAGAAGUACUUGCUGCUGCGAGCAGCAAGAAGGGUAAACCGUCCAAAGUAGCUGCAGGCCCCAAGGAGUCAGCAGCUAAGGGCACGAAGCGGAAGUCUGCUGCAACAGCUGCUGCCGAAGCGCAGAAAGCUGCGAAGUCUUUGUUUGCUGCUUAG